Molecule: messenger RNA, 1966 nt
Organism: Danaus plexippus (monarch butterfly)
Lineage: Eukaryota; Metazoa; Arthropoda; Insecta; Lepidoptera; Nymphalidae
Product: lachesin-like
Cellular component (GO): neuron projection
Source: RefSeq, a predicted model, not a curated record
AAGCAAACGACAAAGCCGGUUCCUUGUUGCUCGAUUUAUUUGACAAUUUAUCGCAUGGUACAGAAUCAGACUUACAUUGGAUUUAUUAAGAUAAAUUAUUCAAACACAUGCUUUCACCGUCGACAAAAGCGGCCUGCUGGCUGACGACGUUAAGCGUCUUUGUGACAGGUGAAAUGCCAAUACAAGCCGAAGUGGGACCUGAAUUUUUGCAAGCGCUUGAAAACCACACCGUCACGCAAGGCCGGGAUGUACACUUUACCUGUGUUGUCAAUCAUCUUUCCAAUUACAGAGUUGCAUGGAUAAAAUCAGAUUCAAAAGCAAUUCUUGCGAUACAUACAAACAUGGUUGCAUUGAAUCCUCGUCUGUCUGUCACCUACAAUAACCACAAUACAUGGAAACUUCACGUCAGUAAUGUCCAAGCGAACGACUCUGGAACUUAUAUGUGUCAAGUUAACACAGACCCUAUGAAGAGUCAGAUGGGUCACCUGUCCGUGGUAAUACCUCCGGAUAUCGAUGAUUCGAUAGCUGAAGGCAGUUCAGCCAGAGAAGGUGGUAGUAUUCGUCUCACUUGUACUGCAACUGGAGUUCCACCACCCACAGUGAUGUGGCGAAGAGAGCACAACCGACCUAUCGUAUUCAGACAUGACGGAGGAAGAGAGAAGAAGGUGGUAGAAAGUCACAAGGGAGAGAGUCUUGAACUUUUCCACGUACAGAGAACCGACAUGGGAGCCUACUACUGCAUUGCCAGCAAUGGCGUACCGCCCACCGUCAGUCGCCGAUAUCACGUGCAAGUGCACUUUAUACCUCAAGUAAAAGUUAGUAAUCAACUAGUGGGGGCACCACUCGGUAGCGAUGUGGAGCUUCAAUGUCAUAUAGAAGCAUCGCCUAAGGCUAUGAACUCUUGGUACCGCGAAGAUUCGCUAGUCAGCGACAAAUUGCUAGAGAACCCAAAAUUUCGCAUAGCAGAAAAAUUUACAAAUGAGUAUUCUUUAUGGAUGAAUCUAACGAUAAAGUCACUGGCGCCCGGCGAUUACGGGACCUACGUGUGCGCUUCCGUCAAUGCACUUGGAAAGAUGGAAAGUCAAGUCAGCUUACAUAGACUCGAACUCAGCAUGAAUGGAUACUCCGACGAUCCUAUGGUGUCAGGUGCAGCGUGGCAGCGCAACCGAGCGCGUCCAGCCGCUUCCCAUGCCCGCCACUACUUACAACACUUACCGCCACAAGUGUACGCAAUAUUAUUAACAACUAUACGAUACGUAAACACUCUCUAAUUAACUCAUAUAAGAACGCCAUAAAACGUCUUGUUAUAACUAGAUUGUAAUAGAUCAAUGGAGACUGUUUUCAUUCUUGUGUAAAUACUUUGGAACUGCCGUAUAUGUUAACCUAUAUAAUAACCUUAUAUUAUAAAAUAAAAUUAAUCAAAAAGUUAAAAAUGUUGCAUUUUAAAUUUAAUCUAAAUUCGUAAAAUGUAUUUUAAUCCUAGAAUUUGUAAGAAAAUGUAUAAUUAUUAUUUAGUUUUAUUUAUUUGUGUUAUCGUUACAUAAUGAAUUGAUGUGAAUGUAAUUUAAACACGAGACACGUAUAUUAUUUAUUGUUUUUGUUUCAUGUGCAUAAUAAAUAUAUGAAAUAUAUGUUUUAUCUUGUUGAUAUUUUAUUUUUAAAAAAUUCAGAUAUAAAUUAUUUUAAUAGACUUUCCCUCCAAACAGAAUAAAUGAUAGCAUAGAGAAUAAAUCAAUUUAAUAAUGUAUCCUACUACGGUAGUAAUUUAUAAUUCCUCAAAUUAAAAUGUUAAGGUAUACACAAACUAAUAUAAUAAAAAAAAUACUAUGAGAAAUAAAAUUAUAUAACAUAAAUGAAAGUAUGUGUAUACCUCACUUUCAAACUUGUCGUUCCGAAUAACUAUGUUACGUUGACUUUGACAAUAAAUGUGUAAUUUACAAACUAUAAGGUAUAAUAAACUGUAAAA